GUUCACGUAAUGGGGUUAAAAUUAAUUUUGGGCUUAUAUAUUACUAUUGUAUUAAAUUAAACAUUAGAAACAUUGGUAACAAUAUCAUGUCCAUAUGGUCAUUGAUUAUUAAAUCAAAUAUCAAAAAUUGAAGAAACGAUCAAAGAAAAGGUUCAUAAUGAUCUAGAAAGUGAUUUUCAAUGUUCAAUUUGUAAUGAAUUAAUGGUUAAGGCGUGUACAAUUAAUUGCAGCCAUACAUUUUGUGAAAUUUGUUUAAAUACUUGGUUGAGAGAAAGUAAUGUGUGUCCUCUUUGUCGAACUUCAGUUCAAACCAAAACUCUAUGUCUAUCUAUGGAUAACUUUAUUACUAAUAUUAAUAAUCUUCUUGGGAACGCAAUAAAAGAACACCGGGAAAAAAUACAACAAGAAAAAUUGACAGUUAAUGUCCCACGAGUACCACAAAUGGCUUGGAGAGGUCGUAGAAGAAGAGUUAUACGUCGAAAUAUAUAACCUGCACAUGUUCAAUGAGAAAUAGUGCAAAGAAUUCAUGAAGUAAAUUUAUUAUUAUUAUUAUGCGUAUAAUGUUCACCAAAUCGUUUCCACUGGCAACGACACCGCCAGCGACGACGUUUCCUCCGAACGGUCCAGCAUUACCAACAUCAAUGUCCACCGCGCGAACAAUUUCAAUCUACACGGUGCCAACUUCAAUUGUUACAAUUCAGGAUAACUCGGGUACGGAACCUGACGUGUUGUGUACGCGAUACUUACAACCAGUGGUGUAGUCCUAAAAAUGUUUAUGGGUAUACGCCUAUAUUAUGAAUAGAUAAUAACGUGGGGGGCUUCGCCC
Daktulosphaira vitifoliae (grape phylloxera) is the source of this 826-nucleotide messenger RNA. Its product is annotated as E3 ubiquitin-protein ligase RNF8-like. The coding region runs from base 202 to 489 and encodes 95 amino acids. The transcript is spliced from 4 exons. Gene Ontology annotation, cellular component: cytosol; site of double-strand break; nucleus. Gene Ontology annotation, molecular function: ubiquitin protein ligase activity; histone binding. Lineage: Eukaryota; Metazoa; Arthropoda; Insecta; Hemiptera; Phylloxeridae. Gene Ontology annotation, biological process: ubiquitin-dependent protein catabolic process; protein K48-linked ubiquitination; double-strand break repair. The record is from RefSeq and is a predicted model, not a curated record.